Molecule: messenger RNA, 2547 nt
Organism: Heterotrigona itama
Lineage: Eukaryota; Metazoa; Arthropoda; Insecta; Hymenoptera; Apidae
Source: the annotation of a GenBank genome assembly
AUGAAAAUUAACAAGCCUCCAUACAAGAUGAAGAAAAAGUUGUAUCUACCCUGUAAACAUUUUCAUAUUAUAUUAUAUUAUAUUACAUUAUAUUAUAUUAUUAUUGCUAUUAUUACUACUACUACUAUUAUUAUUGUUAUUAUUAUUAUUUUUAUUAUUACUUAUCCUGCUAUUCUAUCAUUAUUAUUACUAUUACCAUUAUGAUUAUGAUUAAUAUUUUUAUUGUCUUUAUUAUGAUUAUUACUAUUACUCUUAUUGUUAUUACCACUACUACUACUAUUUCUACUACUACUAUCACUACCAUCACCAUCAUCACUACUACUGUCAUUGUUACUAUUCCUACUACUAAAGUAUCACUAUUACUACUACUAUCACUAUCACUAUCACUGCUACUGCUACUACUACUACUACUACUACUACUACUACUACUACUACUACUACUACUACUAUUACUAUUACUACUACUAUUGCUACUACUACUGCUGCUACUACUACUACUACUACUACUACUACUACUACUACUACUACUACUACUACUCUACUAUUACUACUAUUACUAUUACUAUUACUACUGCUGUGAUACUUGAUCUUGCAACUGCUGUGAAAGAACUUGUAGAAAACAGCUUAGAUAGUGGUGCUACAUUAAUUGAUAUUAAAUUGAAAGAUUAUGGAAAAACAUGUAUCAGCGUCAGUGAUAAUGGAAGCGGUGUUUUGGAACAAGAUUUUGAAGGAUUAGGAUUGAAGCAUUAUACUUCUAAACUUCGGGAAUUCUCAGAUUUAACAGAAGUGAAUACUUUUGGAUUUAGAGGAGAAGCUCUUAGUUCACUUUGUUCAUUAGCUGACUUAAAUAUUAUUACAAGACAUUAUACAAGUGAACAUGGUUUCAAGCUACAAUUUGAUCAUAAUGGCAUGCUACAAAAUAAAGAACCUUAUGCAAGAGAAAUAGGAACUACUGUGCAUUGCUUUUCUGUUAGAGCAAAAGAAUUUCAAAGAAACCUUAAGAAGGAAUAUGCUCAUGCUAUUCAAGUACUAUACAGUUAUUGCUUGAUUUCUACUAAUACAAAAAUAACAUGUUUCAAUUGUGUAUCAAACAAAUCUCCUAAUCUUGUAGUUAGUACUACUAGUCCCAGUAAUAUUUUAAACAAUAUAAAUUUAAUAUUUGGUAAAAAAUCUUCCAAUGGAUUGAUUAAAGUUGAAUUGUUAUCUGCUGAUGAGGCAACAUUGCAAGAAUAUAAUUUACCAAAUAAUGUAAUUAUGGAUUUUGAAUGGGACUGCUAUAUCAGUAGUUGUGAUCAUGAUAUGGGACGUUCUGCACCUGACAGACAAUUUUUUUAUAUAAAUGAUCGACCAUGUGAUCUAACAAAAGUCAGUAAAUUAAUAAAUCAAAUUUAUCACAGAUAUAAUAAUAAACAAUAUCCAUUUGUUUUUCUAAAUUUAAAAUUAAACAAACACUCAACUGAUAUUAACGUAACUCCAAAUAAAAGAACUAUCUUUUGUACACAAGAACGUUUAAUUUUAGCAACUUUAAAAUAUAAUUUAACAUCUAAAUGGGAGAAAUUACAAGGAAAUUUGACUGUAAAUCCUGUACCAGAAUUAAAUUUUGGUGUAAAAAGAACAAUUUCACCUACAAGUACAUGUCAACCAACCAAACGGUUUCAUAAUUUAAAUAAAUCGGAUAUACAUUCAGAAUAUACAGAAACACAAAGUAUACAAUGUAUUAAUGAAAAUAAAAUUAUUCAAUAUGAUAAUGAUAAUGUACAAAAUAACAUAACAAAUCGGAUAAAAAUAUUAGACAACAGAGAAAUGCCAAUUAGUAUUUUAACAAUAAAACAACAACUUCAAAAGAAACAAAAUCUUUUACCCAAAUGCAUAGUUUCAAGUGCAAAGAUCAAAUUUAAGGCACAAAUGGAUCAAAAUUCAAAGGCUGAAAAUGAAUUGAAAAAACAAUUAACGAAAGACUCUUUUUUAGAGAUGGAAAUUAUAGGUCAAUUUAAUCUUGGUUUUAUAAUAACACGUUUGAAAGAGGAUCUUUUCAUUAUUGAUCAACAUGCUACUGAUGAAAAAUAUCGUUUUGAAAAACUUAAUAAUGAGACACAGUUAAAAACUCAAAAAUUAAUUGUUCCUAAGUUUUUAAAUAUUUCUGCACUUAAUGAAACAAUAUUAAUUGAACAUCAAAAAACAUUUGAAAAUAAUGGCUUCUUUUUUAAAAUAAAUACCGAAGCUGAAUCUGGACAUCGUGUACAAUUGACUGCUAUACCAGUUAGUGGUUCUUGGCAAUUUGGACAAGAAGACAUUGAAGAAUUAAUUUUCCUGAUUAGAGAAGGUGGUAUAGAAAACAAAGAUAAAAAUAUAUUUCGUCCAAGUCGAGUAAGACAAAUGUUAGCAUCAAGAGCUUGUCGCAAGGCAAUUAUGAUUGGUACUGCUCUUAAUAAUAAUGAUAUGCAUAAAUUAGUUAUUCAAAUGGCACAAAUGGAAAAUCCUUGGAGUUGUCCUCAUGGUAGACCAACAAUAAGACAUUUAUUAUCAUUGGAUCUUAUAUCUAAAUAA